GUACCUGUAGGUUUUGUCGAAGCGGCCAUAAACGCGCGAGGGGGCGUCCACUGGUUCGCCUUUGCUUACCGUUGCCAGCAAGAUGCCACAGCAACGCAGGCACAUACCAAUGAUCUCAUUCGGGUGCUGAAAUCCCAAUAAGGAUCCUAGAUCGUCAGCAGAUUGAUGUGCGGUCACUAGGCAUGUCCAACCAAACCGCCCAAUCCCUCUUUUUCUCAGUCCCUCGUCUGAAGCUGCAUUCGAUGGCUCUGUCGAUGCGAAACAACUGCCUAACAAGGUUUCAGGUCCGGUCGCCCACCACCCGGGAACAUCCGCCUUCACUGUCAACGCUGUCCAAAGCCAGAAAUGUGUCAAACGCAAGCGGCGCCGGGACUGGUAUCCGUGUUACUUGUUACUUGGGACAUCCAGUCUUGACUAAGUUCACCGCGUCCCGUCUGUGCUCAAGCCCGACCCUGUCCAACCUUUACCACGGGACGAAAACACUCCUCCCUCCACUCGGAGUGAUUGUCGGGGAAAUGGUCAGGCUGCGAUGGCUGGCCUUUUGACGGGACCGAUGCCAUCGCACCCAACCAAAAAGCCCACAAGUCCCCAGUCACCAAAACGCGCGAGAUACACUAGACUAGACGGAGAAUAGGCGGAGUAGGGGGAGG
Colletotrichum navitas is the source of this 650-nucleotide messenger RNA. RefSeq lists its product as uncharacterized. The record is from RefSeq and is a predicted model, not a curated record. The transcript has a single exon. The coding region runs from base 183 to 545 and encodes 120 amino acids. Lineage: Eukaryota; Fungi; Ascomycota; Sordariomycetes; Glomerellales; Glomerellaceae.